Messenger RNA from Homo sapiens (human), 3715 nucleotides. It is a transcript of the gene RBPMS, whose product is annotated as RNA binding protein, mRNA processing factor. The record is from RefSeq and is a predicted model, not a curated record. Gene Ontology annotation, molecular function: nucleic acid binding; RNA binding; pre-mRNA binding. The coding region runs from base 553 to 1347 and encodes 264 amino acids. Lineage: Eukaryota; Metazoa; Chordata; Mammalia; Primates; Hominidae. Gene Ontology annotation, cellular component: P-body; cytoplasm; nucleus. The transcript is spliced from 9 exons. Gene Ontology annotation, biological process: positive regulation of DNA-templated transcription; protein-containing complex assembly; regulation of alternative mRNA splicing, via spliceosome.
AGAGCCUGCCUGGAGCGCGUACUCAGCGGCUCUCGGGUCCCAGCGUCCCAGCCGCGGCCCGCGCUCCUCCGCCCCGCUCCUCCUCCUCCUCUUCCUCCUCCUCCUCCUCUCUAGGCACCCCCGUCCCCUCCUUCCAGCGGCUGCAGCCCCCAGCCCCAACUCUCCGCGCUUACUCCUGGGACGCGCGUCCUCGCCCCAUCCUUUGCUUCCUUCCUUCCUUCCUUCUUCCUUCCUCCCCUGGCUCCCGCCCUCCCUCUCCAGGUCGCCCUCCCGGGGCCCGAUUGUCUCGGUGCCCCGCUCCCGGCCCGCGCCCUGCCCCGUCUCUCCCUUGCACUUCCUGAGUCGCCCGCCGCCGCCGUCGCAGACUCGCCGCGGGAGCCCCAGCCCAACCCGAGCCCGACAGCCACUGCCCCGGCUCCAGCUCCAGCCCCACAGCCCGCGGCGCCCGCCCGAGGGAGCCCCGGCGCCCGGGGAAGGCUCCAGUGGGCUAGCGCGCCCUCGCCCAGCCCCGCGCCCCAGCCCUGCCCGGCCCGGCGAGGAAGGACCGGGAAGAUGAACAACGGCGGCAAAGCCGAGAAGGAGAACACCCCGAGCGAGGCCAACCUUCAGGAGGAGGAGGUCCGGACCCUAUUUGUCAGUGGCCUUCCUCUGGAUAUCAAACCUCGGGAGCUCUAUCUGCUUUUCAGACCAUUUAAGGGCUAUGAGGGUUCUCUUAUAAAGCUCACAUCUAAACAGCCUGUAGGUUUUGUCAGUUUUGACAGUCGCUCAGAAGCAGAGGCUGCAAAGAAUGCUUUGAAUGGCAUCCGCUUCGAUCCUGAAAUUCCGCAAACACUACGACUAGAGUUUGCUAAGGCAAACACGAAGAUGGCCAAGAACAAACUCGUAGGGACUCCAAACCCCAGUACUCCUCUGCCCAACACUGUACCUCAGUUCAUUGCCAGAGAGCCAUAUGAGCUCACAGUGCCUGCACUUUACCCCAGUAGCCCUGAAGUGUGGGCCCCGUACCCUCUGUACCCAGCGGAGUUAGCGCCUGCUCUACCUCCUCCUGCUUUCACCUAUCCCGCUUCACUGCAUGCCCAGGUGUCCAGCCCCCCACCUGCCAUGGGGGCUCUGUGUCCCCGCCCCGUCCUUUCCCACCUGUCUCAGGAAGGCAGCUCCAACUCUGCUCUUUGCUUAGUGAGCAAGUGGAUUCAGAUGCACCAGGCCAUGAGCCGUGGAUGCGCUGGCUCCCUCCCUCCGAGGCUACUUCUCAGGGCUGGAAGUCCCGUCAGUUCUGCUGAAUACUAUACCCUUCAGCAAUGGCUACUAGAAGGACGAACAAUUGCCCUCCUUUGGAAGUACGGCUAAUAGAAGCCCUAGAUCCGAAUAAGAUCCGAAUAAGAAUAUGUAAUGGACCAGGCGCAGUGCCUCACGCCUGUCAUCCCAGCACUUUGGGAGGCUGAGGCAGGCGGAUCACUUGAUGCCAGAAGUUUGAGACCAGCCCAGCCAACAUGGUGAAACCCCGUCUCUACUAAAAAUACAAAAAUUACCCAAGCAUGGUGGUGGGCGCCUGUAAUCCCAGCUACUAGGGAGGCUGAGGCAGGAGAAUCGCUUGAACCCGGGAGGCAGAGGUUGCAGUGAGCCAAGAUCAUGCCACUGUACUCUGGCCUGGGCGACAGAGCAAGACUGUCGAAAAAAAAAAAAAAAAAGAGUAUGUAAUGUCUCCCGUGGAUGAAUCAUUUGUUCUGAGCUAAGCUUGGGCCAUGGGCCAGACUCCUUCCUCGGAGCCUGUGGGGAGCAGGUGAGGAAGGAGUAUGGAUAAUGGUGCCCGUUACUCCUGCACGCGGGGGAGUCUAGUCUCCCAGCCCAUCUAAAGUUAGACUAGCUCAGUGCGGAUCUAUUAUUUCAGCUCCUUCUAGUCUCUUGGAUCAAGUCCUUUCCAAGAUGGCCCAUAAUCCAAGCUGUGUAAUCUUAGGCAAAUGUAAAUUAGAAUUGGAAACAGUGGUGCUGAUGAGCUAAUAUAAACAUUUUUAAACCAGAACAAGUCAAAAAGGCCAAAUGAAAGGCGCAUACCAUUCAUUGGCAGAGGCCCACAUGGCUCUCUCCGUUCGGCGGGGAGGGCUUUCUUCCCCAUCUUGCUUUCCCAGCACGGAAAGAACAGAAGACGAGCAGGAGUGAUGCCGUCCUUCCAAAUCCUCAAAGGCCAGCACUCCCAGAGGUCCUUCAAGGAUUUUUCAUUUAUCUACUUGGACUUCUUAGUGCUAAAGAGAAAUCAGUGACUAGACUAGAUAUGUAAAUAAGAACUUUAUUCUCUAGACAAACAUUUGUUGUGUCUGCUGUGUCCAAGAUACAAAAAUGAAAAAACAGGCCUGUGCCCCUCAGGAGCUUAAGUUCUAAUGGCAGAGAACUGUGGACACAUGUACAGGAGAGGGAGUUACUGCUCAUGAUCCUGCAAGACCAGCUUGCUGUGAGGAGAGCCAAGCUGAGGGCAUGUACAGGCCAUGUGCAUGCUGUUCCUGUGGCAUAAGCAAGGCCAUCAGGAGAGGGGGGGUCAGAAGGGGACAGGGUGUUACUGGUGUUUUAAUUUGCUCCGCCUCUUGCUGAUGGAUGGUGUUGAGUUUAGUGAUGCAGACACAGCCUGUGGCCAGAGUUUUGCUGAUGGUUCAGCCAUGUGCUAGAGAGCCCAGAAUACAGAAUCACGAUUGAAAAUUGUCAGUUUCCCAGAUACACUGAGAACAGGCGAGCAUGAGCAACGCUGCUGUCACUCCUUACAUGCAGUGAGAGUGAGGCAGCUUUCUUUGAUGGAUAUUCAAAGAGUUGAACUGUUCUUGAAAGGGAAGAACCAGCGUUUGGGAGCCAAGUGGGGUGUAGGGGGACGUCUUCUUUCAGGACUCUUGAAAUUUUCCUGGCCAUGGACCGGGACCAGAGCCCAGAAAUUAUAAGCACAUGUAGUUACAGCCUCCCCAGAUUGGAGAAGGAAAUGCAAGAGAGAACGUGACGGAAUUUGGAGCUAUUUUUCCCUUCUCUUCUGUUUUGGGUGGAAUGGCCUUGCCUGUCUUUGGCUGUGAGCUUGAGUCAUCCUCAGUAGAGUCCCAGGUGCUGGUGCCCAGGUGGAGCUUAGAGCUUAACAAGGAGGAAAGGCACUGGGGCUCCAGAGGCCCAGACAGCUGCGGUGGCUCCUGCUGUCACGCUGGCCUCCCCUUAGAAGAAAGCCACCUGUCCAUGUCAUGCUAUCACACUGCGGUGCACCCACCAACCAGUAUGAGGCUGUGAGGUCUGCACAUCACACCUAAGGCUACUAACGCCGUAACUGUCCGUCAUACCUAAGGCUAAUACGGUGAGCAGCUGCAGCGUCCUGGGGAGGAGAUGGGUAAUAGGUAAUCAAAUAGACAUAAUAGUUUGGGUGGUGAUAGUAUUCAGGGAAUAAAUAAUAAGGCCAGGUAAGCAGCUCAGUGUUGUGGUACGGCCAGCACUUCUGGUGCCUUCUGCUUCAAGUUAGCAAAGCAGGCAGGGUCCGCCUGAGAAGGUAACAUCUCAGCAAAGACCUAGAACUUCACCAGCUUUAUACGGGGUUUCUUUUUCAGAACACAUUCCACUUUAGUGAGGCUUGGAAAAUAUUUAACUCCUGUAAUCUUAAAGUAAAUGGACUGGAAGUGCAGCAGGCUUGGCUCCCACGCAGCACUAAGGAAUCACUGGGAGAGUGUGCAGGGCCCUCCUCAGAGACCUUUCUCUGUUU